This is a messenger RNA of Seminavis robusta, 1383 nucleotides long. The record is from the annotation of a GenBank genome assembly. NCBI's taxonomy places the organism in Eukaryota, Bacillariophyta, Bacillariophyceae, Naviculales, Naviculaceae.
AUGCACCCUUUGACCCCCCGCCCCUCGAGCCCCCAAUCGCCAUUGCUUUUGAAAACCAACUUUAUUGUCGGGGCAGGUAUCAACAGACUGCUACUGUACCAGAAAUCUUCUGCAGACAGUCAUACCGGUAUGCCACACUCGAGCAAGAUGGAAGAAGAAAACAGUAGCAAAAGAGGUUUGAGCACCGCUUUACCGGAGCAGCAGAAGCGAGCAAAACACUACAGCGAUAUUGGUAAGGAUGCCUCAGACGCACUUUCACGUGUCUUAGAGCAACUCCAGGAGGAGAACAGCAACAGCAAAGCAGAAGCAGCACAUCUGCUUGAGACUGCCUUAGCACUACAGGAACAGGUGAAGGCAAUUGUCCAUCAGGCAGGUAGCAAUCUCAGACUAGUCCCAGAAGAAUCAUGUUUGAAGCAUGGGGAUAUUUGGGUGAAUGAGAUUUUCUCUUUUCUUGGCAUGGGUCAAUUUGCCUUUGUAGCACCUGUCAGCCACAGAAUGAAGGAUCUCUACCAGGCUUAUUGUGAUUCUGUAGAUUAUCCUCCACUGGUGUUCAACGAAGAUCAUGAGAUUGAACACAAUUCUUCUUAUGAAGAAGAUCUUCAAGACGCCCAGUGCUCAGCAACCCCUUCUGAUACUUUCUACGGUGCAAUUUUCUCCUCUGUGCCCCGUGCAGAGUAUUGGUACAUCCACUGUGAAACUGGCGCGGGUGGACGUAAUUUACUUAGUUGCACUGGCACCAUUGUUUGUUCUACGGCUGCUAAGGUGGGCAGUCGACAAGUUCUUCAAUGGGGGCGAAAGAAAAGAUUUGGUUGGGAUCAAAGAACAUGUUUCAAUGCUGCUGGAAAUGGCCGUUUGGAAGUCCUCAAAUAUGCUCAUGAGAAUGACUGUCCAUGGAAUGAAUCUACAUGUUCUGGUGCUGCUGCAAAUGGCCAUUUGGAAGUCCUCAAAUAUGCUCAUGAGGAGGGCUGUCCAUGGGACAAUAACACAUGCUCAAAUGCUGCUAAAAAGGGACAUUUAGAAAUCCUGAAAUACGCUCAUGAGAAUGGCUGUCCAUGGGGCAAUACAACAUGCUCAAAUGCUGCUGAAAAUGGACAAUUUGAAAUCCUGAAGUAUGCUCAUGAGAAUGGAUGUCCAUGGGAUGAAGGCACAUGCAGUGGUGCUGCCGGGAACACUCAUCUGGAUAUCUUGAAAUAUGCUCAUGAAAACAACUGUCCGUGGGAUUCCUACACAUCUUCCAAAGCUGCACAGUACGGCCAUUUGGAAGUUCUAAGGUAUGCAUUUGAAAACGGUUGCCCAUGGAGUGACAGUAUUGAUGACAGUCUUUGGCUGGCUGAUGAAGUAAAGGCCUUGAUCCAAGAAAAGUUGUCACAGAGGAAUGACUGA